Molecule: messenger RNA, 1797 nt
Organism: Podarcis lilfordi (Lilford's wall lizard)
Lineage: Eukaryota; Metazoa; Chordata; Lepidosauria; Squamata; Lacertidae
Source: the annotation of a GenBank genome assembly
AUGCACGAUCUUCUCCUACAUUCAACCCUGCUUACAGUCCUAUUCAUCUUAACACACCCAAUUCUCACAACCAUAAAUCCAAUUCCCCUAAUAAUAGGGUGAGGUAUACUUUACGCAAAAACUGCUGUACAACUGGCAUUCAAAGUCAGCCUUAUUCCCCUAACUAUCUUUAUAAACUAUGGGAUAGAAGCCUCCACAACCAACUUUACAUGAACCAACAUUGCCAACAUAGACAUCAACGUUAGCCUUGUCCUAGACAUGUACUCCCUCACAUUUAUCCCAAUCAGCCUCUUCGUUACAUGAUCUAUUCUUGAAUUUGCUAAUUGAUAUAUAUCACAAGACCCCCACAUAACCCGAUUCUUCAAAUACCUCUUAGUCUUUUUAUUAGCUAUACUAACACUUGUUACAGCCAAUAAUAUAUUCCAACUGUUUGUUGGAUGAGAAAGCGUAGGAAUCAUAUCCUUCAUAUUAAUCGGCUGAUGGUUUACCCGUCCAGACGCCAAUACCGCAGCCCUUCAAGCCAUUAUCUUCAAUCGUGUAGGUGAUAUUGGAUUAAUACUAGCCCUCGCCUGACUUGCAAUACACUUGGCAACCUGAAAUAUUCAAGAAAUAACAAUUGAAACUAAAACUCCCCCCCUUUUACCUCUUUUCGGCCUUAUUCUUGCCUCCGCAGGUAAAUCCGCGCAAUUUGGACUCCACCCCUGACUUCCAGCUGCCAUAGAAGGCCCAACCCCCGUUUCAGCCCUACUUCAUUCCAGCACAAUAGUCGUAGCCGGCAUCUUCCUACUCAUCCGACUCCAUCCAAUUUUACAAAACAACAAAACAGCCUUAACUAUCUGCCUUUGUCUAGGGGCACUCACUACACUAUUUACAGCUCUCUGUGCCCUAACACAAAAUGAUAUUAAAAAAAUUAUUGCCUUCUCAACCUCUAGUCAACUAGGCCUCAUAAUAGUAACCAUUGGCCUAAACCAACCACAACUUGCCUUUCUUCACAUCUCAACACAUGCCUUUUUCAAAGCUAUACUAUUCUUAUGUUCUGGUGCAAUUAUUCAUAAUCUUAACAACGAGCAAGACAUCCGAAAAAUAGGAGGUAUACAAAAAAUAUUGCCUACCACAGCCACCUGCCUUACAAUUGGUAAUCUUGCUUUAACAGGAACCCCUUUCUUAUCAGGCUUCUACUCAAAAGACACAAUCAUUGAAACUAUAAAUAACUCCCACCUAAACGCCUGAGCCCUAAUACUUACACUCUUUGCAACUAUAUUAACCGCCACCUACACCAUACGAAUAACCUUCUACGUCCAAAUAAGUUUACCACGAACAACAACAUCAACAAUAAAUGAUAUACCACCAACCCUCUCUAACCCACUUAUUCGUCUUGCCAUCGGAAGCCUUGUGGCAGGCCUAAUCCUUAUAAUUACCCUCCUCCCAACAAAACCAACUCCAACCACAAUACCAACUUCUAUAAAACUCACUGCUAUUAUUAUUACCAUCCUUGGAGCACUUUUUGCCCUUCAAAUUGCAAAAAAAACAACCUGACUUAUAAUCACAAAACGAUCAAAACACCAUGAAUUUUCUAAUCAACUAGGCUUCUUUAAUCCAACACUUCACCGCAUCAUUCCCUUAGCAUCUCUGUUUAUAGGACAAAACAUAGCCCUUCAUAUUAACGAUCUACUUUGAUUAGAAAAAUCAGGACCUAAAGGACUGGUUUCUUUAAAUCUUCCCAACAUCAAAGCCAACACAUUAGCACAGAAAGGCCUUAUGAAAUUCUAUCUUUACAUUUUCAUUAUUACUUCAGCA